Molecule: messenger RNA, 682 nt
Organism: Trichobilharzia regenti
Lineage: Eukaryota; Metazoa; Platyhelminthes; Trematoda; Strigeidida; Schistosomatidae
Source: the annotation of a GenBank genome assembly
AUUCAUUAACAGCUGAAAACCAAAUAAAACACUGAAAGCCGCAUAAAUACAAGGUAUGAAACAAUUACACCGAAAUGAAUGAACUGACCUGGUAGUGGAAACUUUCAAAACCAAAGAAAUAAUUCAUUUUAACAGCAACGGAAACAAAAAUUGAGGUGAAACGCAACAUUUGUGAACACUACGCAACAAGAUAAGUCGUGUAUGACGGCAGGAUAAACGGAACAACAAACGUGUAGACGAACAGCUACGGAACUGCAAUCCAACAUGGCCGACUGAUAUGGACGAAAAUGACCUUCGAGCGUCUCACUCCACCAAUGACCUUGAUAAGUGACGGAUAAUUUCAGCCUCUAAAUACAUUGGUUGCCCGUCAAUGAUACGCAUCCGAUAUCAUUGCAACAAAUUGAUCAUAUCAUCUGUGCAUAUGAUUCAUAAUCACUGUUGCACGAAUGAAUAUUUAAUGAAGGAUGCAAGAGCACGCAAAUUAGAUGAGUCUGAACUCUCUAUAGUUAAACCAAUGAUGUCUAUUUCAUCCGAACCUGAAAAAAUUAUUGAUUACGUGGCAGAACGAUUUAAAAAAAGGAUGACGUACAAUGAUCUACUAAAUAUAAGAGCUGCUGUAGUUGAAGUCAGUUGUGUUUUCCAAAUUACGUCAAGUUGGGAAGUUAGUUGUAAUUCGGGAUGA